GCUGCUUUGGCUCGAACUGGCCAAUGGCAGGGCGCGGCCGCGGGAAAUUUAAAUGCCGCGUGGGGCGGGCGUGGGCAGUGGCAGCGUGCGGCAGCAGCGGAGCGACCGGCGGCGUCUCCGGCCGAGGCUUGUUUUUAUCUGUCCCGCUCGAAAAUCUAACAAGCAAGAUGUCUACUAAUGAGAAUGCCAACACACCAUCAGCUCGAUUGAACAGGUUCAAGAACAAAGGAAAGGACAGCACAGAGAUGAGAAGGCGGCGCAUCGAAGUCAAUGUGGAGCUGAGGAAAGCUAAGAAAGAUGACCAGAUGCUGAAAAGAAGAAAUGUGAGCACUUUACCAGACGAUGCUACUUCUCCCCUUCAGGAAAACAGAGGCAACCAGCCCUUGCCAGGCUCUUGGGAUGGUUCUACCUACAGAGACCUGGUUAUUAAAUAUGGUGCAAUUGAGCCACUGCUGAGUCUCCUUGCUGUUCCUGACCUCUCUUCCCUGGCUUCUGGAUAUUUACGCAAUGUUACGUGGACCCUCUCAAACCUGUGUCGCAAUAAGAAUCCUGCACCUCCCAUAGAAGCCAUCCAGCAGAUCCUUCCAACUCUUGUCCGGCUCCUGCACCACGAUGACCCUGAGGUGUUGGCAGACACAUGCUGGGCAAUUUCCUACCUCACAGAUGGUUCCAAUGACAGGAUAGAAGUUGUUGUGAAAACUGGAUUGGUGCCACAACUUGUGAGACUCCUGGGAUGUAGUGAACUGCCAAUAAUGACUCCUUCACUAAGAGCCAUAGGAAAUAUUGUCACUGGUACUGAUGAGCAGACACAGGUUGUUAUUGACUCAGGAGCACUGGCUGUCUUCCCAAGUCUCCUUUCUCAUCAUAAAAACAACAUUCAGAAAGAAGCAGCCUGGACGAUGUCCAACAUCACUGCUGGGCGUCAGGAUCAGAUCCAGCGAGUUGUAGACCACGGUCUCGUGCCUUAUCUCAUUGGUGUUCUGAGGAAGGGGGAUUUCAAGUCUCAGAAGGAAGCUGUGUGGGCUGUGACAAACUACACAAGCGGUGGAACAAUUGACCAGAUCGUGUACCUUGUUCAGGCUGGUGUUCUUGAACCCCUACUGAAUCUUCUCUCAACUAAAGACAGCAAAACUGUGCUUGUUAUCCUGGAUGCAGUUUCCAACAUCUUCUUGGCUGCUGAGAAGAUAAAUGAGACUGAAAAGCUUUGCCUCAUGAUUGAGGAGUGUGGGGGUCUAGACAGAAUUGAAGCUCUCCAGUCACAUGAAAAUGAACAAGUGUACAGGGCCUCAUCCUCCAUCAUUGAGAAAUAUUUCUCAGCAGAAGAAGAGGAAGACCAAAAUGUUGUACCAGACUCUACUGCUGACAGCUACACUUUCCAAAUCCAGGACAGUACCCCAAAUUCUUUCAACUUCUAGGUCUUGCAUAUACUGCAACCACCUAUGAGUGGUUUAGCACACAAAUGACUGCCACCUCUUUGUCUUAAUAGUUCCUCUUGCCUUUACUGGUUUUUCUGUGUCCUGUAGCACUUUGUCCAACUGAAACAUACUUGAACAGUUCAAACUCUACAUGUAUCUGUGAAUUUUUAAAUGUAAACCUCAUUCUUUGAGAUACACUUGUAAAUACUUCCUGUUUCUGUCCUUGUUCUGGGGAAAGAGCAUGUGAGCAAUUCAGGCCUCACACAAAGCAUUGAGCCACUGCUCUGCAGGCCUCCCCAUAGCCUCUUACCUUCUACAUGACCUGUUGCAGUAAUAAAUACACUGAACAGGCUUUUAAGGAAGACUUACUUGAAGUUCAAUAAAGUAUUGUCAGUACAUCAAA
Molecule: messenger RNA, 1818 nt
Organism: Pyrgilauda ruficollis (rufous-necked snowfinch)
Lineage: Eukaryota; Metazoa; Chordata; Aves; Passeriformes; Passeridae
Product: importin subunit alpha-1-like
Exons: 10
Coding region: 24-1415 (463 amino acids)
Biological process (GO): NLS-bearing protein import into nucleus
Cellular component (GO): nucleus; cytoplasm
Molecular function (GO): nuclear import signal receptor activity; protein binding
Source: RefSeq, a predicted model, not a curated record